Messenger RNA from Apiotrichum porosum, 324 nucleotides. RefSeq lists its product as uncharacterized. Gene Ontology annotation, cellular component: SCF ubiquitin ligase complex; cyclin-dependent protein kinase holoenzyme complex. Gene Ontology annotation, biological process: regulation of mitotic cell cycle. The record is from RefSeq and is a predicted model, not a curated record. The transcript is spliced from 5 exons. Lineage: Eukaryota; Fungi; Basidiomycota; Tremellomycetes; Trichosporonales; Trichosporonaceae. The coding region runs from base 1 to 324 and encodes 107 amino acids. Gene Ontology annotation, molecular function: ubiquitin binding; protein kinase binding; histone binding.
AUGUCCAAGAAGAGCUACUCGGCCGACGACAAGCGCCGUGCCAUCGAACGCUACCACGAGAAGAUCAACUACAGCCCACGCUAUUCUGACGACGAGUGGGAGUACAGGCAUGUCAUCCUGCCCAAGGAGAUUGCCAAGUUUGUGCCCGCAGGCAUCCUUGCCGAAGACGUGUGGCGCGGACUCGGCAUUCGUCAGUCACCUGGAUGGGAGCAAUACCUCCGCCACGAGCCUCACAUCCUCCUCUUCCGCCGGCCCAAGAACUACGACCAGCUCCACCCUCCUUUGGGCGGCUCGGUGGCCGCCGUGCGUGCGCUCAACAAGUAG